This is a messenger RNA of Fraxinus pennsylvanica, 1239 nucleotides long. The record is from the annotation of a GenBank genome assembly. Lineage: Eukaryota; Viridiplantae; Streptophyta; Magnoliopsida; Lamiales; Oleaceae.
AUGGCUUGCUCUGUACAAUUCUUUCUUGUUUUUUCACUUAUUUUCCUCUUUAGUUUCUCGGUUUCUCAAGAACCCUUAUUACCAAGAGCUGCUAUUAUUCCAGUGUCAAAAGAUCCUUUAACUCUUCAGUACGUGACUCACGUUUUCCUGGGUGAAAGAUUUGCCCCAGUUAAGCUUGUUGUUGAUGUUAAUGGUCCAUAUCUGUGGGUUGAUUGUGCUUCUAUCCCUCUGUCUAAAUCUCAAAAUCCCAUAAAAAGUUGCUCACUUGAGUGUUCAAUGGCAAAAUCCAGUGCUUGUACCGUGUCUUUUGGCAGCAAGAGCUGUACUCUUCAAUCUGAAAAUCCCAUUACAAGAAUGAUUACAUCAGGAAAUUUGGCUGAAGAUAGAAUUUCUAUGGAGUUUGAAGAUGGGGUGAAUUCAGGUUUUAUGGCCUCUAUUGAUAACUUCUUUUUUUCAUGUGCACCAAAAUUGUUACUAAAAGGCCUUGCUAAUGGUGCAAAAGGCGUUUUAGGGUUAGGAAACACUAGAAUUUCACUGCCAACACAGAGUGCUAGAACGUUUGGAUUUUUUCAGAGGAGAUUUUCUCUGUGUUUAUCCUCAUCAGAUGGUUUAAUUUCAUUGGCUGAGAGUUCUGAUGUGUCACUUUUGGGUGGGGAGAUUUCAAGAUCAAUGGUGUAUACACCCUUGAUUUCCAAGCCAGGUGGGGCAGGAGAAGAGUACAAGAUUAAUGUCAGGUCCAUCAAGAUUUCUGGUAAGAGAUUGUCUAUGAAUCAAGAAAAUAUUGGAGGGACAAAAAUAAGCACAAUUGCACCUUACACCACUAUGGAGAGCAAAAUUUAUGACACAUUCGUUGAUGCUUAUAUUAAGGCUGCCACUUCCUUGAACAUGACAAGGGUAGCUCCCGUGGCACCAUUCGGGGUAUGUUUUGGUUCAAAAGGGGUUGAAAAUUCAAGAAUUGGGCCAAAUGUGCCAAUUAUUGAUCUUAUUUUGCAAAGUGAGAUGGUGAAGUGGAGGAUCUAUGGGAGGAAUUCAAUGGUGCAAGUUAGUGAUGAAGUCAUGUGUUUAGGGUUCUUGGAUGGAGGAUUGAAUCAAAGGGAUCCAUUUGUCAUUGGGGGUUAUCAAUUGGAGGAUUAUGUUUUGGAAUUUCAUCUAGGCACCUCUAUGCUUGGGAUUUCUUCAUCAUUGUUAAUGGGACAGAGAAAGUGCUCUGAUUUCAAACUGCCUAGAGAGAUUUCUUGA